Messenger RNA from Nicotiana attenuata, 1399 nucleotides. RefSeq lists its product as uncharacterized. Bases 176 to 1138 code for a protein of 320 amino acids. NCBI's taxonomy places the organism in Eukaryota, Viridiplantae, Streptophyta, Magnoliopsida, Solanales, Solanaceae. The transcript is spliced from 6 exons. The record is from RefSeq and is a predicted model, not a curated record.
ACAAAGUAGAAAGGAAACCUAAAAAGUGUUCACAGGAAAGGAAUCACAACCUCUUCGUGAAAAAGCAUCAACCAUUAAGAAGGAAGGAAUCCAAACAAAAUCAUACUUCUUCAAAUAGUCAGCAAUCAGAUAUUCACUGUUCAAAUAGUUUCAAACUAAGCUACCAUUCUAAAGGAUGGAUAUGCUUAAGCCAAUGAGGGUGAGUUUCUCUGCUGAAGGGGAAGAAGAGAAAGAUGGGGGCAGCAACAACAGAGGCAGACGAAUACCACACCAGAAAGCACAAACGUCAAAAGAGACAAAAAGAACCGUUAGCUGGUUAGAAAGACAGUUCACAAGACAGACGAAUCGGGAUCACGACUCGAAUAAUGGUGUUGACUACCCAACUGCAGUAGCUGUAGCUGCAUUUGUUGUAAAAUCAAUUGAAGACAAGAGCAAUAGAAAACAAACAAAGACAAGUAGUGGAGCUGAUAAACCUUUAAGCAAGAUACAAAGUAAAGCAGAUGAGAGACCUCAAAAAUCCAUAGAUGCCAAAGCUUCAAAAUCAAGUUCAAGAGUUCAAGACAAAAAUGUUGUAAUACGGACAGCAACGGUCAAUAAAGAACCAAGUACCAACCCUGUCCCAUCCCUUAAGAAGAAUGCAACCUCUGCAGAUACCAAAAAGAACUCCACAUUUGCAGAUAAGAACAUUGACAUCACAACUCCUAAAACGCCAGAGACUAUGGCGCCUGAGCUUGCCUUACCGCCAACUAGACAAUCUACGUCUCAACUAGCGAUGGCAAAAGGACCAAUUACAGCAAAGCCAGGAACUGGAAAUUCUAAAGCGGAUAUUUGGGAGAAAGAAGAGAUGAAAAAGAUCAAAGAACGGUAUGAGAAGCUCAAGAAAGUAAUACAUGACUGGGAGACUAAAAAGAAGAAAAAGGCAAAGCGCCAUUUAGAGCAAACUGAGGCACAAUUAGACAAGCGAAGGGCGAAAGCAAGGGACAGUUUCUACAGUGAUAUUGGAAGGAUUGAACACAUAGCAGGAGGGGCCAAAUCACAAGCAGAGAAAAACCAAGAAAAUGAAGAGUUCAAGGUGAAAGAGAAAGCAAAUAAAAUCAGAUCAACUGGAAAAAUGCCACCAACAUGUUUAUGCUAUUAAGAAAGUUCAAUUACAAGAAAGCCUUAAAUAAUGUACAACAUUAACAUUUGGAAGAUAUCUCUAACUUUUGUGCAGGCAAAAGAUUCAAGAAAACUGAGUCACUUGACUUCUUUUGUUGGAAAAGAAUAAAUAAACAAACUAUAUUUUCUGAUCGAGGCACAAUUGUUAUUAUCGCAUUACUACAUUCCCUUGAGACAUAUUAUGGCAGGAAAUGAAUGUUAAUAGGACCAAUUUUAGUAAAUAAAAAACAAUUAUGUAAAU